CAUGCCUUUGUCUUACACGUUAUUCGCAACAUCUAUCAAGCGCGCUGUUCAGCACUCGUGCAAGCAACCCUUGCUGCAAUCCGUAGUACCUCAGGAUAAUCUGGUCCCGUGCUGCGACCUGCACUAUGCAACAGCAAUUAGCGCACCAAACUUGUGGCUCGCGCCAUGCCCGGCCACUUCGGUGCUCCGCACCCUUCAUGCCGCGGCCAUUGCGGUCGCCGCUGGGCGCGCGCUCAGCUUCGGAUGGCGCGUCAAUCAACCUCCAAAAUGCCGCGCCUUCCGCGCCCGGAGGUGCCUCGAAGCCUGUGAUUCCUGAAGCGCCAGGCUUAACCGCUGCUGCCGGGCCCUCGCCCCAGCGUGCCGCUGCUGCUGCCGGCCCUGAGCAAGCCUCCUCCUCCUCGUCGUCGUCGUCAGCAGCAGCGGCGCUGCCGGGGCCAGACCUAGAGGAGAAGCCUCCAAUGAGCCUUGGGGAGCGCGUGAAGAGGUUUUUCGCCGGCAGCAAGCUGGACAAGCAGCGCCUCGCGGCCCUGGGGUUCGGCGCGUUUUCAGCCUACGGAGUCAUCUCAAACAUAAAUGCGGGCAUUCUCAUCACGAUAGCGUGGCUCACGGUGGUGCGCACGACCGGCCUCACGCCCAUGGAUGCCGGCAACUGGCCCAAGUUCCUGGCCAUUUACGCCGGCCUGUGGGUGGGCUCCAACUUCCUGCGCCCCAUCCGCCUCACACUGGCGCUGGCGGCCGCGCCCCUGUUCGACGGCGCCAUCACCGCCGUGUCCAAAAGGACGGGGCUGCCCAAGGUGCCGGCGUUUGUGGUGAUGCUGUUCUUCAUCGCCAUCGGCACCACCAGCCUGCUGGUCACCACCAUCGCCGCACUGGGCGGCUUCCCACCCGGCUGCCGCAUGCCUUGGCAGCCGCUGGCUUGAUGCGGAGCAGGGCUGUAGGCGUGGGGCGGCAGGAGCGGGGUCGGCAUUGAGGGAGGAGCCGGCCAAGGGCCGCCGCUGAGCAGACGCGUAGCGCAUGCGGUGUGUGAUGGCAGGCGGGAAGGCAGGCCGCGUUUUUCGGGGGUACACACAGCCGUGGCACAGGUGGAAGAGCUGUUUUGCAGGACACAAGGAAACGGCGCCCAUUUCCUUAGGGGAUGAAGCGGCGCCCUGUUUUGACGGGCUGCUGUGAGGGAGCGGAUGCGCUGAAAGUUUUGAAAGACUCUUGUCGCUGUUUUAUGUUGAUUGCACGUCAUUCUGACGCUGAGCUGAUCGGGAAUGGGGGCAGGGCGAUCGGAGUUGGAGUGGCG
Chlamydomonas reinhardtii is the source of this 1288-nucleotide messenger RNA. RefSeq lists its product as uncharacterized. The transcript is spliced from 4 exons. The record is from RefSeq and is a predicted model, not a curated record. NCBI's taxonomy places the organism in Eukaryota, Viridiplantae, Chlorophyta, Chlorophyceae, Chlamydomonadales, Chlamydomonadaceae. The coding region runs from base 198 to 920 and encodes 240 amino acids.